Molecule: messenger RNA, 1009 nt
Organism: Dissoconium aciculare CBS 342.82
Lineage: Eukaryota; Fungi; Ascomycota; Dothideomycetes; Mycosphaerellales; Dissoconiaceae
Exons: 2
Coding region: 438-926 (162 amino acids)
Source: RefSeq, a predicted model, not a curated record
GCCACCGCUGAAAUCCGCCUCCGAGCCUCUUGAUUAGGGCUGCUCAGGUGGCUAGAAGCGGGACAAACAAAUCUGACCACUCCCCCACGCGUCUCCCAGACACGGCUCCGGAGGGCAGUGGUUUCAUCCACGGCGCGGCCAAAUCAUGCCGUCGACGCCUCCGCGGAGCUCGAGACCUGGUGAAAUCCGCAGGGGAGUUGCAUGAAACUACUCUCAUUAUCCGAAAACUACUCGAAAGCGUAUUCACCGUAUCUACAUCGUCUCGCGAAGCUACUCGUCGAUCUACCGUCAUCACAUGCACCCCACUGCGUUAGUUAGGGAAGCCUUCGCUCGCAGUGUCACGACUUGCGCGAAAAUAGGACCGAGUCGUACGCUUACAGCACCACGCUCUAUCAAGCCCAAAGCGAGCAACCGGCCUCGUAUCGGACAGUGUCAAUAUGCCGGCCGCGGCUACCUUUGAUCUAUUCAAACGACAAUCCAGCACAAAUGGCGGCUACGACUCCUACGACAGCGUUUGGUGGUCGCCGCAAUGGAUGGCCGUCCGCUACACCAUCGUCGCCCUGAUCUUCGUCGCCCUGAUCACCUUCUUCGUCGGCGGCUACUACCACGCUCGGAGGCGCCUUCGCGCAGGACUGGAGCCGCUGCCAUACCAUUCCUUCAUGGUCCGACGGCGAUACGGGAACGCAUACCCACCGCUACCGCAUGGUCCCGUGCACGAGGGAUACCCGAUGCAUGACCGAUAUGCAUACCCUGCUCCUCCGCCGCCGUAUCAGCCUCCGCCCGUCUAUCAGCCACCCAGUGGCGCGGCGAAUAAAGUCAUCAUCGAGCAACAACAUGUCUCCGAAAUUAAUAGGACUCAGGGUGCUCGGAUAGACGAGUCGGGGAUUGCGUCACCUUCGGCUUCACGUCAGCCAGGGGUAAAUUAGGAAUUCUUUUCAAUUUAUGAUGACUCAUUAUGAUGAGCUAAAGCUUCUUGUGGCAUUUCGGAUUUAGCGCGAGGGGAACUGGG